AUGGAGGUUACACUUGAUGGCGUGGUGGCUCAGAUCCGCGAGCUCAUCGACAGGCUGCUGCUCGAGCAGGAGAAGGCCGUGCUCAAGUCGCUGCCCCUGGAGGAGCCCACACGGCCGUCCGCGGAUUCUGUGAAGGUUCCCUCCUACAAGUCGGCGCCAUCCUCACCAGUGCCGAUGUCGCCGCCGUCCCCGCCAGCCCCAGCCCUUCCCUGCUUGGAGAUACUUCCCUUUGAUCUGCCACCUUCUGCAUCCAAGUGGCAGUCCAAGGAGAGCGAGCCCAGGGCAAGGUCGGAGAAGCCCAGAGCCACGGUCUCCGCGCAGUCCGGGGAUGGAUCGGCUCCGAUCGCGAAGUCGUCCUUCGGCUCUGCGAACCCGAGCCAAGACCUGAAAAUCACCAAAAAGGGCUCCUUGAGCAUGGAUGGCGUUGAUGUUCGCUGCAAGGAGUCUUCAAGAUCUGGGGAGAUGCCAGCCCGCGAGGGAAGCUCCGCACGGCAUCGGGUCACUUCGGAGGACGGCGGUGACGAGGAUGGCCGCAAGCGCACGCGCUCGCGGAAGUUGAGUAUCAACAUGUCGCGGCCACUCCAAGUGGAGCCACAGGAGGCCGCUGUCGCGGAACGCUUUUUGGUGCACCCAGGAUGGGACCGCUGGGAGGAGUCGUCUAGCAAAUUCAAGUUGAGCCCCCGGCCGGUGUGCCCGGUUCUCGUGCCGAAAGUGCAAUGGAGCAUAACGGCCAGACUUGUUCGAGCCUGGGCGGCCAUUGCCGUGGGGCUGAUCUUCCGCGACUGUUUCAGCAUCCCGCUGAUGUCCUUCGGCACCGACUUCGCAUUCUGGUUUGUGGAUGUCUCGGCCGCCAUGUUCUGGGUGCUGAACAUCCUUGUCUCCAUCUUCCUGGCGAUGUAUCGAAAGACCAUUUGGCACUGGUUCUUGGCGCAAACGUUCCUCGAAGUCAUUCUGGCAGCCUGGCCAAUUUUGGAAGCGCUGUCGGUCCCGCACGAGCUCGAUGCCGCCGUGGAGCCCUUGCAGGGCCAAAAUGAGAGCGAAGUAUCGAAAGGCCUGUCCGCUGAAGACGAGGUCCCAGAGACCGAUCUCGUUGUGCAGAUGGCCGAGCAACAGAAGCAACAGAUUGCUGGAGCGCUGGCAAGGAUGGAUGAGUGCAGGCCGGGCAUAAUUCAAGCUGCCUAUGUUGGCGAAGCCCUCUCCUGCUUGUGCAGAGUCGUACGAGGAGGGACCACCACGAUGGCUCCCAGAAGUUUCGCCACCAAGCGCAUAGAUGAGUUUUGGAGUCACAGCUGGCAUGGAAGGACAUGGUCGAAGGUGUGGACCAUCAUCUACAUGAACAACAACACAGCUGGAAUGCUUUUGGCAACAAUGGCCUCCCUGGUAGUGUGCUUUCUUUCCUGGUUCAGCCUCGUGCCGCACUGGAGCACUCUCACUGGCUCCGUAGUCUAUUGCUCGAUGCUGUUGUUCUGGAGGCCAAGGCGCCGCAUCUUCUUGGACGUCUUGUGCAUAGAUCAGGACAACCAUGAGAUGAAAGAGGCAGCAUUGAUAAGUAUGGGAGCGUUUCUGAAGUGCUCGGAGGCCAUGGUCGUCUUGUGGGAUCCUUCGUACACGCGGCGCCUCUAG
This is a messenger RNA of Symbiodinium natans, 1623 nucleotides long. The record is from the annotation of a GenBank genome assembly. Lineage: Eukaryota; Dinophyceae; Suessiales; Symbiodiniaceae.